CCCCGCCGCACUUUAGUAGCACCACAGUCCUCAUAGCAACUGCAAAGAUGACCAGUCUUACCAAGAGAGACAAAGCAACCGUCAAGGCCUUCUGGGACAAAGUGGCCCCAAAGGUGGAGGACAUCGGUGUGCAGGCUCUGUCCAGGCUGCUGGUUGUGUACCCCCAGACCAAGACCUACUUUGCCCACUGGAAGGACUUGAGCCCCGGCUCCGAGCCUGUCAGGAAGCAUGGCAAGACCAUCAUGACCGGUGUGGGCAGCGCUGUGAGCAUGCUCGAUGACCUGAAGGGAGGCCUCUUGCCCCUCAGUGAGCUGCACGCUUUCACCUUGAGAGUGGACCCGGCCAACUUCAAGAUUUUCACCCACUGCAUUCUCGUGGUUUUCGCCAACAUGUUCCCCAUCGACUUCACCCCCGAGGUGCACGUGGCCAUGGACAAGUUUCUGGCCGCUGUGUCUCUGUCCCUGGCCGAGAAAUACAGAUAAACGGGCCCGAAAACAGCCCCCCGGGAAAACAGGCAGCAGCAGCAACAGCAGCAUGUCUUUACUGUGUGCUUGUCAUCAAUAAAUGCAAAAUUAAAACAAAACAAAAAAAA
Messenger RNA from Hippocampus comes (tiger tail seahorse), 592 nucleotides. Its product is annotated as hemoglobin embryonic subunit alpha. Gene Ontology annotation, molecular function: haptoglobin binding; iron ion binding; oxygen binding. The transcript has 3 exons. Gene Ontology annotation, cellular component: haptoglobin-hemoglobin complex; hemoglobin complex; blood microparticle. The record is from RefSeq and is a predicted model, not a curated record. Lineage: Eukaryota; Metazoa; Chordata; Actinopteri; Syngnathiformes; Syngnathidae. The coding region runs from base 48 to 482 and encodes 144 amino acids. Gene Ontology annotation, biological process: oxygen transport; hydrogen peroxide catabolic process.